This is a messenger RNA of Drosophila innubila, 4647 nucleotides long. RefSeq lists its product as uncharacterized. Bases 1 to 3591 code for a protein of 1196 amino acids. The transcript has 5 exons. Lineage: Eukaryota; Metazoa; Arthropoda; Insecta; Diptera; Drosophilidae. Gene Ontology annotation, cellular component: nucleus. The record is from RefSeq and is a predicted model, not a curated record. Gene Ontology annotation, biological process: regulation of DNA-templated transcription.
AUGUAUUUUGUCGCCGUGUUCAGCUUUAACUUCAACUCCGACUUGAACUCCAACUCCCUGAGCAUGUUCAUGUUCGUGUUCGUGUCCUUUUCCAUUGAGCAUUCACAUGGCUUGCUGCUGAGCGGUUAUCGAUAUACGCUGCCGCUGCCGCUUGGACAUGAGCACCAUCGAUUGCCGCAGUCGGAACAGAUUGAGCAGCAACAACAACAACAACGUGUGAGCAGUCCCAGCAGCGGCAGCAGCUCCAUGUCGCAGCUGCAUCAAAAACUGUCAGCCAGCUAUUUUCGCAACCCGCCCACCGCCUCCGCCUCCUCGCCGACGGCCACGCCCACCGAGCGGGAACGGGAACGGGAUAGAGUAACGCCGCCAGCAGCGACAACGACGAGCAUGAGCACAGUGCAAUUGAAUCCGUUGAGCGAUUUGCAGAAUAUGCAACCAUUUGAUUUUCGCAAAAUCAAUGCAUUUGCGGCGCCACCGCCAAAUGCCAGCAACACCACCGCCGUCGACUAUGUGCAACAUCAUCAUCAGCAGCAGCAUCACAAUCAUCAUCAGCAGGCGGUGCACUUGCAACAGCAGGCGGUGCAACAGGCGGCCGUGUUGGCCCAAGCGCGGCGACGCAUCAAUGAGGCAACAACGCCGGGAGAGAAAAGCGCUGCGGUUGCAGCGGCAGCGGCUGCAGCGGCGGCAGCGGCACAAAGCAAUCAGUUCUUCACAGCGCCAACCACAUGCCCGGAGGACAACAACAAAUCUCGUCACUUGAGCGCCGACAAAUCCUCCUCCACAACAGCAGCAGGAGCAGCUUCAUCCUCCAGCAAUUCACAGCGCAUGACACGACUGGCGCUCGCCACGGGCUCGAAUCUACGGGCAAGUCGCAAAUCCGGACACUCACCCGGCGGCAGCAAGCGGCAAUGGGGCACAAUGCCCGCUAAUCUCGGUACACAGUUCAUCAAUCCCGUGACCGGGAAGAAGCGGGUGCAGUGCAAUGUGUGCCUGAAGACAUUCUGCGACAAGGGCGCCCUCAAGAUCCACUUUUCGGCGGUGCACUUGCGCGAGAUGCACAAGUGUACGGUGGACGGUUGCAGCAUGAUGUUUAGCUCGCGGCGUUCGCGGAAUCGCCACAGUGCGAAUCCCAAUCCCAAGUUGCAUUCACCGCAUCUGCGACGCAAGAUCUCGCCGCACGAUGGACGCAGUGCGCAGCCGCAUCCAUUGUUGUUGCAGGCACCAAAUGGUAUUAUGGCCGGAUUGGGUGCGUUUGGCAGUUUUCCGCUGUUGACGCCACCGCCGGAUUUGCGGCAUCAUGCGCUCGGUGGCAUGGAGCUGAAGCAUGGCCAGGAGUAUCUGCAACGUUCAUAUAUGGAUAAUAAUAACGGCAUGCUGGGCAGAUUUGAGGGACAGCGACGUAAGGCGAGAUUGGAAGCGGGCGAGGACAUGGAGGAUGAUGAUGUUGAUGAUGACGAUGAUGAGAUACUCGAGGUGAUACGUAUGCCCGACGAUGAUGAUGAUGACGAUGAUGAUCCCGAUGGCGAUGAUGACGAUGACGAUCCGGAUGGCGAUGGCAUUGUUGUUGUUGGCGAUGAGCUCGAGAGUAUACCGGAUAAGGAUAAACAAUGCCACGAUGAUUAUAUGCUCGACCAUGACAAUGAGAGCGAUGAGCGCUCCACAUCGGCCAUCUCCAGUCACAGUCACAGUCACAGUCUGAGUCACAGUCACAGUCACAGUCACAGUCAAACCAAAGAACAACAACAACAACCGCACAGUCCAUGCUUGAGUAAAACGGAACCGGAACCGGAACCGUGUCCGGAUGUGGAUGAUGGUCAGCAUGAGGAUUCGCAGAGUCUAACGGAUUCGGCGCAUGCUCACGGCCAGACUCCAGCGAGCAAGAGAAAGCGCAAGAGUCAAAAUCCAGUCAGAUGUACAGUGCAAUCCGAUGAGAAUUCCUGUGACAAUUCAUUGGAUAAUUAUGAUGUUGCCGCCGAUUUGUCCAUCAAGAAGAUCAAGCUCAACGAUGAGUUGGAUGCGACGGAGACGCAGACGGAGACGGCGACGGAGACGGCGACAGAGACCACAGCGGCAGCAGCCAAAGAAGCCGAGGUGCUAAACAGCUCCUCCAGUGAAUCCACCAAGGCGAUACCCUCACCACCCCUAACGCCCUACACGAUCGAUGGCAAAUCGCUGAUCAAAACGGAGCUGGACGAUGAGCACGAACACGAAAACGAACACGAACACGGGCGGGAGCAGGAGCAGGAAGGGGAACGGGAGCAGACGCAAACUGGCACUUUGGAUCUAUCACUGAGCACAGCUGGAGGAUCGAUGAUCAAGCAGGAGCCGCUGGAUGAGCUGGCCUUGAGCUACGGCGCCGAUGCGGAUGAGAAUCGUUACUUGCGCAUCAAGCAGGAGCUGCUGGGCGAUGAUGAUGCCAUCUAUGGACGCACUGCAGCCGACUGUCUUACCAAGAACAACAACAACAUCAUAAUGACUGAGAAAAGCGGCGAUGCCAAUGGCAACUUGAAAGCGAUAACGAAAUCGAUAAACGCUGCAGUUAACGAGCCGGAGCUGGAACCGGAACCAGAACCGGAACCAGAGCCGGAACCAGAACCGGAACCAGAGCCGGAACCGGAACCGGAACCAGAGGUGCCCAUCGAUAAGGAGAAUCCAUUAAAGUGCACCGCCUGCGGUGACAUUUUUCAGAAUCACUUCCACUUGAAGACCCACUACCAAAGCGUGCACCUCAAGCUGCACCACAAGUGCAACAUCGAUGGCUGCAACGCCGCAUUCCCCUCCAAACGCAGUCGCGAUCGUCACAGCUCCAAUCUCAACUUGCAUCGCAAGCUGCUCUCCACCAGCGAUGAGCAUAAUAUGUUAAUGCCACCCGAUUCAUUGCUGGAAUUGAUGAAUAUCAAUAAUAAUAAAGCAUUUGCUGCAGGUGGAGCAGUUGGACCAGGUGCAGGUGGUGCAGGUGCAGGUGGUGUGGCAGCUGCUGGCGCCUCACUUGGUGCGGCGGGAAUACAGGCAGAGAUCCUGGCGAGAAUCUGUGCGGGUGCACAUGCUCACGGCUUGAGCAUGCCACUCUGCUUUGAGGCACUGCAACAUCGUUUUGCACAUGGACAUGGACAUGGACAUGGGCAUGGACAUGGACAUGGUGGACAUGGCCAGUUGCCAGCUGGCUUCGCGGAUGCCAAUGCAAAUGCGAAUGCCUUUAUUGCUGCCACCGAUCCGCGUCUCAAUCCGCUGCUCAAUCACGCCGGCAAUCCACUGCUCUUCCCCGGCCUCUCCCGUCUGCCGCGCUUCCCACACUUGACGCCCCACAUGCUCGCCGCCGGCGCCAGUGCGCUGAGUCCCUUCUGCCGACGCACAUCUUCCGAUUCGAAUUCCCAGCAUUCGAUAACACCGCCAGUGGUUGGAGCUGCUGCUGGUAAUCUUGGUGUGGGUGUCAACACUUUGAUGGGAUUACGACCACGCUCUGGUGGCUCGGCAUCUGGUUCACCCGUAUAUGAUGGACACACGCACUCCCAUCAUCUGCAUAUGCAGGCAGCGGGAGGAGGCGAGGAGGGAGGCCAGAAUCAGCGGCAAUCUCCAGAUCGCAUAUCAUGACCAUGUACCUCGUACUAUGCCAAGGCGCUGGCAUUUUAUCAUUAAAGGAUGGAGCGGAUGGAACGAAUGGAAGAAAAUCACAACAAGUUCAUUCAUGCAAUAUCAGGCUAAAAAUAAUAGAAGAAGAAAAAAAAAGAAACACUUAGGACUACAGCAUUGCUCAUAAUCAUUAAAAGUAUUUAUCGAUAAAUCGAUAACUUAUCGAUAAAUCGAUAACUUAUCGAUCAGCUAAUUCGCAGCGCUCAUAAUAAAUAAUAAUAAUAAUUAUUAUAAUAAUAACAAUACUUUUACUAGGCUAAUAUCAAAUAUUAGAUGGAUCAACUAGCAUUUUUUUUUUAUAUAUACAUUAAAUAUAUAUUUAAAAAAAUAGAUGUAUCGAUAUAUAUAUCGAUUUAUAUAAAUAACGAUGAAAAUACCCCUCCUAGCCCCGCCUCCCAGAAACCUUUUUUUUUUUUGAACUUGUAUUUAUAAAAACCUGUUGUUUUGUGUACAAGCAUAAAAUUUUGUAGAGAAUUGAUAAAAAAAAAAUAUUAUAAUUAUAAUAAUACAUAUUUAAUAUUGAUGAUGAUAUAAUAAAUGAUUAAUAAAAUUGCACUAAUAUAUGAUAAACAACGAUAUAUAUUGUUAGUGAUACUCGAUUAUGUAAGCAAUUAGCCUCUAAGCGUAUACUUCACAUCUGUGUGUGUGUACUAUAUACUUGUUUUUUUUUUUUUUUUUUUUUUUUUGUGGAAGAAUUGUACUGCUACAGAAGGCCCUAAGUCCCCCUCACGUAAACCUAAUAUUGUAUGAUAAAAAAAAGUAUUUAAAUAUUUAAUAAAGAAUUACGAGUCAACGAACAAACAAACAAAAUGCUUUCACAAAACUCAACAAUUGAUCUGAUCUGAUACUUUUUUUUUAUUAUUAUUAUUAUUAUUCUAACUGUUUUCUUUUAUGAGAAAAUCCUUAAGAGUAUAAUAUAAUAGUGGGAUAGUUCUGAAGCAGUAACCAGGCAAAUACCUUCAACUCAUAUUUAAGCUAUAUAUGUUUGCAAUAAAAAUAUCAUGAAAAAUAUAAAAA